AUGACGACAACAAGUAAAAACAAUGAAUCAAUAGUUAAACAAUGGACUUCAAUUGAUUUGAAAUCAAUGCAGCAUGAUUUAGACGUGACAACAAUUGAAAUAGUCAGUUGUGCUGAUGAAAGUGAUCAAUCAAGAAGAAAAUUGGUUGAAUUAACUCGAGAUUUUAAGAAAAAUGCGAAUGAGGAUGUGCGCAAAUCCAUUACACCUAUAUUAAAAUCGUUCCAGAUCGAAAUAGAUACUUUAUCAAAACAAAGCAAAUUAACUGAAGAAACUCUUUUAAAAAUUUAUCAACAUUUAAGUGAAUUACCAGUUAAAGAUCCGGUGCCAAUUCUUGAGUACACUCAAACAUUACAGACAGGAUUAGAGAAAGUGUCUGAUUUAGCAGCACAAAAUCAAAAUUUAAAAGAAAUAUUAAACGAAUUAGCUCAUGUCAAAAGUCAAGAAUUGACAAUCAAGCAAUUACGUGAUAAAAUCAAAGAUUUGGAAAAAAAACCAGAAGUAAUCAUACAGCAACACAUCAAAGACAAAGAAGACUUCCAACAUAUCUUCGCUGAUAAAGACCAUCAAUUUGAUCUUAUUAAAAAAUAUGCACACAUGGAAAUGCAUCAAUCAGUAUUAGAUCAUCCUAUACAUCAAGAUAUCUUCGAAUAUAAACUUAAACAAGACGAUACAACUAAUCUGUUUUCAUCCAAUAAUCAAGAACAAAUGAAUAAGCAAACAUCAAAUGCAGAACGAUAUUUAUGUGAAGAUUUUGAAAAAAACCGGGUAACAAAUAAUAAAUCUGAUGAAUUGAUGAUUUCACAAGAAGAAAUAGAACGGAAAUUACGUGAAAAACUUGAGCUUGAAUUGGCAGCUAAAGAAUGUAAAAUAGUUACACUUGUUGAUGAAGCACAAAAAUUACAAUCAACAUUGAUUAAAAUUAAAGAAAAUUCUUUUACACAGAUUUCUGAUCUUGAAAAUGUGUUAAGUGAAAAAGAAAAGUUAAUUGCACAACUGGAAAAUAAAUUACAAACUCAAGCCGAUUACGAUGAAAUCAAACGAGAAUUGACUGUGUUGAAAUCAAUUGAAUUUCCACGAACAAAUCGUUCCAAUGAUGAUCAAACAGAAAGUCUACCAAAAAAAUCUUUCGAAACAUUACUAUUAGAAAAAGACCGAUCUUUACAAGAUGAACAGACACAAAUCAAAAUGUCACAAAUUGAUUCCGAAAGUAAUACUAAUCAUCAUCAACUUCAACAUUCAUGCCGCCAUUGUACUUCUCCAUGUUUGCACCGAACAAAUGCGCCAUAUAUACCUGUACCAUCGUAUCUAUCCUCAUCUGCUUCUUCAUCAUCAAAUUCGUCGUCUUCUCCUUCAUCACCUUCUCAGAUUUAUUUAAAACCUCCUCAACAAUCAACAUUAAAUUGUAAUGGUAUUGAUGAGCCAUCAAAAAAAAUGAUUCCAUGUAUACCAACGUCCCUUUCAUUAAUAGCAACAACAACAACAACAACAACAACAAAAGGAAAUCUUCAAUCGUGCAAUUCUUUUACAAAUUCAACAAAUUCAAAGUAUCCAUCGUUGACAACAUCAUGUUCAACUAUGGUUACACCAACUGCUUCGCUUCUUUCAUCAGUAACAACAACUACAUUAACGCCGUCCAAUCUCUUUCCAGGUCAUCACCUUUCAUCCGUCCAAUGUACAAAACUUCAUUGUCCGCCAACAUCAUCGUGGAGUCCACCAUUAUCUUCGUCAUCAGGUGUAUCUAGUAUAGCUACAACAUCUACAGAUAAUCGAACAGUAAUGAAAUCUUCUAAACAAACAUCACCUAAGCCAUCACCAUCACCAACUGUACUUGUACCAUCGACAUGUUCAACUGCAGUCACACCAAAUAACGCAAGUGUACUUGAACCACUCGAUACAACCUAUGUUGCUAAUGUUGUACGAAAACUUCUUGCACAACAUAAUAUAGGUCAACGUAUAUUUGCAAGAUAUAUACUGAGUUUAUCACAAGGUACUGUUAGUGAACUAUUGUCGAAACCAAAAUGUUGGUCAAAAUUAACUGAAAAAGGAAAAGAAAGUUAUCGAAAAAUGUGGUGUUGGGCUAAUUCCGAAGAAAGUAUAUUAACAUUAAAGAGUAUUAGUCCACGCAAAGGUAUGAAUAAUCGUUCAAAAGAUAAUCCGUAUCCAGCUAUGAGCACGAAACAUACUGAUCCAGCAACUCAUCAAAAAAUUGUUCAAAUCUUAGCUGAUGCUCAAAAACAACAAAUAGCAGCAGCAGUUGCUGCCGCUGCUGCAGCUGCUGGUCAAAAACAUUUACUAUCACCCUGUAGUUCCUUUCCUAAUGAUGUCUCUAAUACAAACCUUUCCAUAGAUCAAUUCGAAUCAAAAUCUUCAUCCUCUUCUUCGAACUCUUCAUCAGCAAAUUCCUCGCCAAUGAAUUCUCCAUCGCACGAACCCGUACCAUCUGAUCAGCAACCAUUUUUACUUCCUGUUCCACCACCACCACCACCCCCGUCAUCAUCCACAACAACAACACCAUCAUCAUUAUCAAUGCUGUCCGCAUUUGUUCCAUCAUUACUAAUGCGUACAGCAAACAGUUUCAAUACAGACAAAACAACCAACAAUCUUCUCGAUUGUUCAACAUCAUCACCAUUCAGUUUACUUCGUCAUCAACCAGAUAAUUAUCGAAAUUGGCUUAUGUUACAAGAAAUUUUUCGUAAUAAUGAUUUAAUGAAACAAUUUCAACCACGAACAAAUGAAAACGACGAUGAAAGCGAUCAAGAGAACGAUGAUAAUAAUAAUAAUAAUAAUAACAAUGAUGAUGAUGAAAAUUCAAAUGAUGAAAAUUCAAAUGAUGAUGAUGAUGAUGAUAUGGACGAUGAAAAUCCUACAAGUUCAGAUGAAAUUCCACUUGAUUUAAGUAUGAAAAUGGACGGAAAUCAACAUGAUAUGGAACAAACAUCAAUUAAAGUAUCCAACAGUAAACAGCCCAUAUCAACAAAACAUACUAAAACCGCCUUAGCACCAUUACGUGAACAAGAUACAUCAAAGUAUCGUUAUAUCAAUACAAUGGAAUUAGUACAAACCGUUAAAGAUAUUCUCAGUCGUUAUAGUAUAUCACAACGACAUUUUGGAGAAAAAAUUCUCGGACUAUCUCAGGGAAGUGUUAGUGAUAUUCUCGCUCGACCAAAACAAUGGGAAUUAUUAACACAAAAAGGUCGUGAACCAUUUCUUCGUAUGCGUCUUUUUCUUGAUGAUCCCAAUGCUAUAAAACAGCUUGUUCAAACAGUUACAACAGCGCCACCAAUUAUCUCAUCAUCACCGUCAGCUGUCACCACGCCGCCAACAACAACAACAAAUUCAAUAUUAAUGCCAACAUUUUGUCCACCAUCUAUAAUACCAUCAUCAUCAAUUCUAGCAAACAGUUCGUCAUUAAAUGGCUAUCAUACAAACAAAUUAUUAACACUAGAUAAUUCAACUGAUUCACAAUCAAAUAUUUUACUCAAUGAUUCAUCACAAUUAUUAAUCAAUGAAACUAUUCAAGUUCCAUCGUCAUCGCCAUCAACAUCAAAUGGAUUAGGAACAAAUUCGAAUAAAUCACGUUCUCGUUCUAAAACUCCAAAAGUAAAUAAUGACAAACCAUCAGUAUUAUCCAAUCACAGUCGACAUUCAUCAGCAAAUCCACUUAUGACACCAUACGAACUACCUAAAAUAGUAUUACCAACUACAAUGGAUACCGAACAAUUAAGUUCACAAGUACGCGAGCUUCUAUUUGCUUAUAGUAUUGGCCAACGUGUAUUUGGUGAAGCAGUACUUAAUCUAUCUCAAGGGACUGUCAGUGAAAUAUUAUCAAAACCUCGUCCUUGGCAUUCAUUAAGUGUUAAAGGUCGUGAACCUUAUUUACGUAUGUAUACAUGGUAUCAUGACACAGGCAAUGUGCAAAAACUUCUUGCUUGGAAACGAGAACGUGAUGCUUUACGUCGUUCUCGUCCUCCGGGUUCUAAAAUAGAUAAUGGUGAUUCAGAAAGUAAAAAUAAUAAUACAACAAUAACAAAAUCCUCAUCCUUCUCAUCAUCAUCAGGAGCAACAACAACAACAACAGCAACAAAUAAUAAUAAUAAUAAUCCAAAACGUCGGUAUUUAUUUACCGAUGAUCAACGUCGUGUAUUAAAACAAAUAUUUGAAAAUGAACCAUAUCCGAGCCAAUCAACAUUGGAACAACUUGUCACUGAAUUAUCAUUACCAAUGAAUAAAAUAGCGAAUUGGUUUCAUAACUCACGCAUGAGAGCUAAAACAAAUAUACAUUCAUCAUCAAGUCCAUUGAAUAAAAUUUCAACAGCAUCAAUCAAUAAUGAUGAUUUAAUAAAUCCACAAAGUGGUGAUGAUGACGAUGAUUUAGAUGAUAACAAUAACAAUAAUAACAAUAACAACAACGAUGAAGAUGAUGAUGACGACGAUGACUACCCUAUCUUACCAACCAUUGUACCUUUAACUAGUUCAUGGCUUAAUGGUACAAACGAUUCGAACAGUUCCACAAGUCCAGUUGGCCUAUCGGCCACAUCAACAAAUAUUGGUUCAUUAAUUGAUGAUCAAAAAAUAGCACCUGUAUCAUCAUCAUCAAGUUCAAGUAGUAAAAAACGUAAAUCAGUUCCACAAAAGAUAGUCACAACAAAUAAUAAUUCAACAAAAAGAUUUCAUAAUGAUUCAACCAUAAUUGAAAAUGACAGUAAUGACGAACUAAAUCAAAAAGCAAAUGAAUCAACAAAUCUCGUUGAUAUUCUUACCUGA
Molecule: messenger RNA, 4764 nt
Organism: Rotaria socialis
Lineage: Eukaryota; Metazoa; Rotifera; Eurotatoria; Philodinida; Philodinidae
Source: the annotation of a GenBank genome assembly